Molecule: messenger RNA, 2956 nt
Organism: Hemibagrus wyckioides
Lineage: Eukaryota; Metazoa; Chordata; Actinopteri; Siluriformes; Bagridae
Gene: cdca2
Product: cell division cycle associated 2
Exons: 13
Coding region: 235-2667 (810 amino acids)
Biological process (GO): regulation of mitotic nuclear division; regulation of chromosome segregation
Cellular component (GO): chromosome; nucleus
Source: RefSeq, a predicted model, not a curated record
UGAAAGGCGGAAGUGGCAGUGCAGCUGUUGCGCACCGUUAGUUUAGUGAUAUGCCUGUACUGGAUUGUUAGAUUUUUUACCAGAUUUUAAGGUAGAUUUUAAAUGUUUUUAUGAACAGUUUGUUAACAGGGGAAGUUGUUUUGACUCUGUUUUGCAGCGGCGGUGGAAGUUUACUCGGAGACGGAAGAGGUUUUUGAGUGGCGAAUCAACGACGCUGUGGCUGUUAACGUCCGCAUGGAGAGUGAGGCAGUGAUGGAGGAGAGCCGAACACCGCUGGGGCCGCUGACUCCCUCGCAACAGAACAGCGAAAACGCAGCUUCUCUGGAUUUCUCCAAACUCACACCGUCUCAGUUCGGCAUCACCCCCAACAGCUUCACAGCUUUCCCCAAAGACAAAGAUAAAUCCCGAGUGUCUCAGCUGAAGGCGAGGAGGAGAUCCACGAUCGGCCUGAGAGGAUCCCCCGAAACCAACUCCCUUAUCUGCUUCAGAGCCAAGCAGGCCAUGAAGACGCCUCCUCGCACCCCUCAGCACUUGUUAGAGAGUCCGCUGUUUUCGGGCCGCGACUCCAUAAAACAGAAGAUGGCGGCUUUCCAGCAUCUGAUGGGGACGGAGGAGGAGGAAGGGAAGGAGGAAGAGGAGAGAGAGAGACCCAUCCAGUUUGAUGAUGAUGGCGGUUCUGAGGAGAGAGAGAACCGGCUCGCUCCUGUCACACCUCCUCUAUCGAAGAGACGCCGCAGGGGAACUCCUCACCGGAGCCUGUGGGAGGAGCAGAUCGAGGAGGAGCCGCUGUCCGAGCUCACACGCUCUCCGAAACGUCCGCCACAGAAGAACUCUUCCGAGUUUAAAAGCCCGGAGAGGCCACCGAGUCUGGGUUUGGGUCUGGACUCGCAGUCUCAGCUCAUGUCUUUCCCCAUGCUCUCGAAGCCCGAGUUGAUCAAAACAGGUGACCUCGAGAUCUCCUCCGUGUCCAAAAAGAAGCGUGUCCGUUUCGGUGCGCCCCUCUCCCCCGAGUUCUUUGAUAAAACUCUCCCCCCGAGUACCCCGCUUCAGAAAGGUGCCGCGCCCGCAUGCCCGCCAUCAUCCACGGGACGCAAACCGUCCCUCCUUAAAACACCGCAGAGCUUCGAGCCGCCUCUGCCUCAGCCUGAUUUCGGCAGCCCCGGGAAAAACGGAGCGUCUCCGGUACUAACCACACACCCCUACAGCGACGGGGGAGCGGACUGCGACGAGGUGUUUCUGCACAACCAGAAGAUCUCCUUCCCCAUCAUGGAUGAGGAGUACGAUAAUCCCCCAGAGGACACUAAAGAUCCAUCAAAUCACGACCCGCUCACCAAACACCCCGAAAUCACAAACUCCGCUUUUCAAGAGGACGAAAAAACCCUCGCUCCCGAGUGUCCAGCACUUCCUCCAGCAGCAGAACCAGAAGACCAGCGUCAGCCGCAGAAGAUCUCCGAGUCCUCUGCUGAAGCUCCUCGCUCUCGUGGGAGAAAGAGGAAGCAGCCAGUACCGAGCGAGACCACGGAGACCAGAAGGAGCUCUCGAUCCGCCGCCGAGUCCGCCAAGGGCAAGCUGAAGACCACAUCAGCGAAGAAGAGGUUCGGGACUAAAGAGGUGGACCGCUCGCUCUACGGCAAGAGAGACUACGCCUCCAAAAACCCGCUCCUCAGCCCCAUCAUCGAGUCCACAGCCUCCAGCCUGAGCAGCACCCCAACACAAGCACACACAGACACCAGCUCACCUGCCACAGAUGAGGAUCCUGACUCUCGUCCUGUUCCAGCUUUCAGCACUAAAGCAGCAUCACCUGGCACUACAGCCAACCUGGUGACCGCAGCCGCCCUGUGGCGGCGGCGCUUCCUGCGUCAAGCCAAAGACGACGACUCAGGCAGUAACCUGACCGACGACAGCGUGCGCUCUGACGUCCAAUCAGAAGCCGUCGUGGAGUCUUCCUUAAUGUCUGCCAAUAGACAAGUGAGCACGGGUCGAGCUGCCAGAGGAAGACGAAACUCAGCAGGCCGUCGCAGGAGGAGCGAGAAAACCGAGGUCCAUCAGUCAGAAACUAACAAAUCCAACCAGGAGGAGGAACCAGCAGGAGAACCGACCGCCACGGAGAAAUUAUACUCAGGAGCUCCAAAAAGAGGACGGAGGAGCGCUCCGACGAAACCCAGCUCCGUUUCCGAGGAAGAGGAACGGAUAGAAGAACGAAGAGAAGCGGAACUGACGUGUAGGGACACGGUGGAAUCUACAGGAAGUGAGAGAGAAGAUGUGGAAAUGAAGCAGAAUUUAGGACAGGAAGAAAUGGAGAAGGAGAAGGAGCCGAGACAGAAUUCAGGACUUCAUGAAGAAGUGGAGAAGAACGAUGAAGACUUGACUCCAGCUUCAGUCCCCUCAGAAACGCUGGAGUCGUGGCAGCAGCCUGACUUCUGCAUCGAGGACAUCCUGAAGCCCGUAGCCAAGAGUCGAGUCUCGGUGAGACGCAGCCUGAGACACCGCAGGAGCGUGGACGUCCUUGCUAAAGGUCUCGCCUGGGUGGAGCACACGUCCCCACAGACGAUCACUACGAACCGGAGGAGGACACGCGGCAGACUGAGUGCCGUCUCUCAGCCCCCUCCACUCCCUGAGCCACAGGAACCCCCGAGUGAGCGAGCGCUAACCGAAGAGCAGCUCUGAGCGCCUUUUCUUUUAACACAUGAGUUUUAAUUGGAUUUUAGCUCUGCUCUGUGGUUUAUAAGUUAUACUGAAGCUGUGUUUCUGCAGUUCCACAGUUUACUGCGUUAUUUUUAUUUUUUUUAAACUCAUUUGUAUUUCAGACUUGGAUUCUUCAGCAUGAUGAUGAUGAUGGAAUCUUCUGUAUAUCACUCAUUUCCAAUGUGUAUCUACGCAAGAUUUUCUUUUAAGAAGUUCCUGCAGAUCUCUUCUGUAUCAUAUCUACAGCAUCUAACAGAUUAAACACAAUUCU